UCCGGGUUUUGCUUAAAGCAUCGCAUCCUGAUCGCGAUCGUGUCGCCCGCUGACUAGAAUGGACGAAUUUCAGGCUGAGGAUGAGACAACCUUUGUCGUUGAAGAAGUUAGCAAAAUAAUAAAAGAGUCCGUUGAGGCAACCAUUGGUGGGAAUACCUAUCAGCACAACAGGGUCAAUCAAUGGACAACCAAUGUUGUGGAGCAGUGCCUUAGUCAGCUCAGCAAACUAGGGAAGCCUUUCAAAUAUAUUGUAACCUGUGUCAUCAUGCAGAAAAAUGGAGCUGGCCUGCAAACAGCUAAUGCAUGUUUUUGGGAUAACACUACUGACGGAAGCUGUGCAGUGAGGUGGGAAAACAAGUCAAUGUACUGCAUCGUCACAGUUUUUGGAUUGGCCAUUUGAUGUUUUGCAUUUUGUCUUUGAUUCUAUUUUCAUGUAUUGU
This is a messenger RNA of Periophthalmus magnuspinnatus, 440 nucleotides long. It is a transcript of the gene dynlt1b, whose product is annotated as dynein light chain Tctex-type 1b. Gene Ontology annotation, molecular function: dynein intermediate chain binding. The coding region runs from base 59 to 400 and encodes 113 amino acids. The record is from RefSeq and is a predicted model, not a curated record. NCBI's taxonomy places the organism in Eukaryota, Metazoa, Chordata, Actinopteri, Gobiiformes, Gobiidae. Gene Ontology annotation, biological process: microtubule-based movement. Gene Ontology annotation, cellular component: cytoplasmic dynein complex; cytoplasm. The transcript has 5 exons.